AUGCACCAGCUGAAGGCUUACAUCACGCAGUUCGUGCACGGUAUUCGGAUUUUGCUAUUUGCUCGUGUGGGGGUAUAUCGCAGAUUUGUCAAUGACCCGCAACACGGACACGGUCCGCGCCGGCGGUGGUGGGUGGCGAGGAGCUGGUACGACUAA
Emiliania huxleyi CCMP1516 is the source of this 156-nucleotide messenger RNA. RefSeq lists its product as hypothetical. The coding region runs from base 1 to 156 and encodes 51 amino acids. The record is from RefSeq and is a predicted model, not a curated record. The transcript has 2 exons. NCBI's taxonomy places the organism in Eukaryota, Haptophyta, Isochrysidales, Noelaerhabdaceae.